AACAUUAGAGCGAUUAGAAACGAUGAUUGACUGGCUCAGCCAGAGGACAUUUGCAUGUUCGUGUGCUCCACGAAAGGACUCUUGAAUUCGAAGCCCAGCCGGAGAGAGUCACACGAGUUCUGACCGUUGGACUGACCGGACGCGUUUUUACCGAGUUCCUUCCUGAUAAUCGAACCGACAUCCCCCCAGGUGGGCGGGGUGGCUUGGCUCUUGCCUGUGGAUAACCUGUUAGUCAAUCGUACAUGUAAAAGUGUGUCGCGUGUGAGGUGUCCUAGUGGGGUGGGGUCAUUCAGUGUGCCUCCCUUUCCAUAUCGGCAUACCAUGUGGUGGAGGCAAUUAUUCGUUCGUUUACUUGCCCGCCGGGAGUGUAGCUACCGCCGCUAGGGGACUCCACAGAUUUGUUAUUGUGUGUCGGCGAAAGGAGGGAGUAAAGCUUGCGUGUCCUUGUCCUUUGUAGCGAUCACCAACGACGGACGGCGGCCAUUCUAGCACGCCUUGCCUUACAUAUCACAUCGCGUGGUCACGGAUUCCGUGAUAGCUUUGCAGUGAAACAGUGUCGUUAAAUGAAAGAAACUUGGUAAAACAACAGUAAAAUCACGUGAAAGUGUUACAAACCACCAGGAAACAGCAGUAAAAAUCAAGCACCCCAGGGAAAGGUGGACGGACGAGUGCGGUUUGUGAUUGCGUUGACGGAAGGUUGUUGGUUCGUCCUUUGACCGGGUGGCCUAAAUAUUAACUAACCAAAACUUCCUUCCUUUUGGUUUGGGUGCGCUUGCCUGCAAAUUUCAAAUGCGUUCAAUAAUUGGUCUACUUCACAUAUCGGAAUUCUUGCUUCAUUAACCAUCAUCAACUAAUAAGUGCAAACAUAAAAAAAAAAAAUCAGUGAAAAUCAACCAUCAAAACGUGAUUCAUCAAGCAAAUAAAGCACAAUGUUUGUUAAUGAGCUGCUGCCGCUUUCCAUACUUAGUGAAACAGUGAAAUGCAAACAGUCGAAAUUUUUACGUUUUGUUAUCCGUGUGAAUGCUUGAACCACACUUAAUAUUCAAGGGUGUGGAACUCCAGGGAAAAAGCACAUUUGGCAGUGUUGGUCCCCAUCCCCACCCCCUACUAGUGUUGCUUGUUUGUGUCCAGAUUGAAUCAGGGUGAUAAAAGCAUUUCACUCAUUGUGUGGCUUCCAUCAUGGUUUACAAACCACCAGGCACCUCCUCCUCAACGAGAUCUCCGCCACCCUCGACACGUGGUCUAUCGCCGGCGACUUCGCUUUUCCGCCGUGGGGGCGGAGGCUCACUUCGCGGUGGUGGCGGCGGGAAACACAACUCGAAAUCGGUGACAAAUCUCAACAACUAUCGAGACAACAAUAAUAACUCGCGGGGAAGGAAUCAAGUUCGGAAUCCGGGGACGACACGCGGUUUCGGGGGAAGCACGGAUGGGUUUAACAAUGGUAGGAAAGUGAACAAUCUACUGAAAGGAACCACAGGGACGACGGGAACCGGUAUGGUGCGAUCCAACAGUUUGAACAACAAAAGCAACCAACGUUCGAAUAGUGUCGAGAGAAUGAAUAAUGGAAAAGUUUACCGCGGACGAAGUCCGCUACGGAAUUCCACAUCGAACCUACAGCAAGCUCAGAGCCAACAAUACCAGCAUGGGAAAAAUCAGCCGUUUUUGGUGCGCUCCAGAGGAAAUGAUCGGGGCAGCAUCGACAACUUGGACAACAUCACUCAGUCUUCGAAUGGGAGCGGCAGCUCGGCUCCGGGUACACCGGAGGACAACAUCAACGUUGUGGUACGGGUACGACCACUCAAUAUGAAGGAAAUCCGCAAUGCCGACGACAUGGUGGUACAGUUUCCCGGAAACGGUCAAAUUCUGUGCGAUGGCAUUCCGGCCGCUCCGGGAAGCGGUGGCCAGAAGCCCAAACUGUUUUCCUACAACGUAGUCUUCGAACCCGGUGCAACGCAGGACGACGUGCUGCAGUAUUCCGGCAUCAAACGCCUUAUCGAAAUGGCAAUCGAAGGCUUCAGCUGUACGGCGUUCUGCUACGGGCAGACGGGUUCCGGGAAGACGCAUACCCUCACGGGUCCUCCGGAAUUGUUCUAUGGAAAACCAGAUCCGCAGCACGAAAGUCACGGAUUGGUGUUUCGAUCGUUUCUCUAUCUAUUCAAACUACUUCAGGAACGAAAGGAUACGAACUUUGUGCUGAAAGCUUCCUUCCUGGAAAUCUACAACGAGAAGGUUAUCGACUUGCUCAAUCCGGGAACGGCGCGAAAACCCCUGGCCGUAAGGUGGUCCAAAAAGUCCAGAGGAUUCUUCGUCGAAAACCUCUUCACCGUGGACUGCGAAGAACUUGACGAUCUCCUAGCGGUGCUCGAAGAAGGAAUGCGAAACCGCUCGGUGGGUUGCCACUCGAUGAAUGACUACUCCUCGCGGAGUCACACCAUCCUGACGGUGCACAUCACUUCGGAGCAGCAGGCCGAAGGCGGUGUGUUCAUAUCGAAACAGGGAAAAAUAAACUUUGUCGAUCUGGCCGGGAGCGAGAUGACCAAGAAGACCCAUAGCGAGGGGAAGACUCUGGAAGAGGCCAACAACAUCAACAAGAGUCUGAUGGUUUUGGGUUACUGUAUUGCAUCACUGAGCGAUUCGAAGAAACGUAGCGGACACAUACCGUACCGGGAUAGUAAACUGACCAAGUUGCUGGCGGACAGUUUGGCUGGAAAUGGCGUGACACUAAUGAUUGCAUGUAUUUCUCCGGCCCGAUCCAACAUAACGGAAACGUUGAAUACGCUUCGGUAUGCGGCGCGAGCAAAAAAGAUCCGCACAAAACCGAUCAUUGUCAUGGAUCCCCGUGAAGCUCUGAUUCUAAGUCUGAAACGGGAGAUUGGAGCACUUCAGGUAGAGAACGAACAUCUACGGACGGCACUGAAUCUACAGUCAGAAUCGCACGAGAUCAAUAGCCAGGUUGAUUACCUUGAACGACGGCAAAUUGUGCGAACCCCUCCAAAGGUAGAUCUCGAGAAGCUGACUGACAUGGAGGGUAACGAACUCAAAGAACUGGUUAAGGUAUAUAUGCUGGAAAACCAGGCACUACGGCAGGAGAACUCUGAGCUCUACAGUACCAGAGAAAUGAUCAUGCGUGAUCAGGAGGUGGUCUGCCGGGAGAAUGAAAGACUGUUGAAGAAACUGGAGGAUGUCAACUCGGUUUGUUGUCGCUCGCCGAUCAUUCCGGCAAGACCGACGUUCUCGGCAGAAAUGCUGAAUUUGUCGGCUAGCGGAGACGAUAUGUCCAACGUCUGGCAGAAUGCUAUGAGCGUCAGUAGUGACAGUAUGGGCAGCGUGGGUCGGAAUAAACCUGAUUCUCUGGAUGGUCGUGUUUCAGCAAACGAGAACAAAAUUCCUGAACUUUUGCAAAAGGAGCUUGAUAAAAGAAGAAUUGGCGACAGCAUUCAGACAAUCGCCAACAACUUGAAAAGGCAUAAUUCAUGGGAAAACAAUCGAUCUUUGAACGGUGUGAAGCUUGCUUCGCGUAAAGGUUCAGCAGAUAGCAGACAUUCCGACCAAUCUCAACGCAGGACAUCCCAAACUCGAAUCAUUGAUUUGAAAGCCCGCUCAUAUCCUUAUCCGUCGGAAUCGGGAUUCGUCGGGUCGUCCUGGUCCCCGCUGACCAGUAGGCGACCGGCCAGUAGUAUCAGUAGUAACAAUGCAUACAAUCGACAGUCCCCCAUGCUGCUGCGGAAGCAGAAUAAUUUUCUGAACAAGAGUCAUUCCACGGACGAGAGCCUGCUGCCAAUGAAACGGAACAUCUUUGGCAGUUUGGUAUCGCUCAACGGGGAUGACACGGCUAAACCGUUGAUUUAAAGUUUUGGUAGAACAUGAUCAGCUAAACUGGAAAAUGGAAAACGUACAAGAAGCGAACAAUCAAGAUUAUUGAACAGGGUUAUCAACGCGGGAAUAUCUGUGUGAUUAUGUUAAACCAUUGUUAGUGCAUAGAACAUAAUAGGAACAGAGUUAUAAAACUAGGGCAAUUGUGUUGUUAUGAACAUUCAGGAAGCGCACAUGAACAAAUCGGUUGUGACGAUUUUUGGAAUGUCAAUAAAUGGAAUUGAAUGAAUAAAAGU
Molecule: messenger RNA, 4109 nt
Organism: Aedes albopictus (Asian tiger mosquito)
Lineage: Eukaryota; Metazoa; Arthropoda; Insecta; Diptera; Culicidae
Gene: Klp54D
Product: kinesin-like protein KIF12
Exons: 14
Coding region: 1180-3849 (889 amino acids)
Biological process (GO): mitotic spindle organization; microtubule-based movement; spindle elongation
Cellular component (GO): microtubule associated complex
Molecular function (GO): ATP binding; microtubule motor activity; microtubule binding
Source: RefSeq, a predicted model, not a curated record